AUGAACACUAUUGCAAAAAUCACCCGAGUGGGCGCCAGGUCCAUCCUCCACAAUCGCCUCCCUACUUCUUUCAUCGCAGGGAAGUCGACCCUAACCCAAGUCUUUUCCGACAAGGCCAUUCAUCGUAAGUCUCCUAAUUUCCCUUCUUCGAGCUCAUCUGUUCCUCAGCUAAAGUGUGUAUUGCAGCCNAUCGGCCCCUACUACUCCCAAGCCAUCAAAGCCAACGGCUUUGUCUUUCUCUCCGCCCAGCUCCCCGCCGACGAACGAUGCAAACUCGUUGGUGGCAGCGUCAGCAACCAGACGCACAAGAUGAUCCAAAAUGCAUCUCAUGUUCUUCGAGCUGCCGGCUCGAAUCUUGAGAAAGUCGUCAAGGUUAAUUUGUCAGUCAAGGACUUUCACAUGGUGGAGGAGAUCAAUGAGGUUUACAUGAAGUAUUUUCCGCAAAGGCCUGCGAGGACGGUUGGGCAGGUUGUGUUUAUGCCUGCUGGAGCGGAUAUGAUGAUGGAUAUGGUUGCUGUUGUUGAUGAGGAGUAG
Aureobasidium vineae is the source of this 534-nucleotide messenger RNA. The record is from the annotation of a GenBank genome assembly. NCBI's taxonomy places the organism in Eukaryota, Fungi, Ascomycota, Dothideomycetes, Dothideales, Saccotheciaceae.